Molecule: messenger RNA, 1059 nt
Organism: Emericellopsis atlantica
Lineage: Eukaryota; Fungi; Ascomycota; Sordariomycetes; Hypocreales; Bionectriaceae
Exons: 1
Coding region: 1-1059 (352 amino acids)
Biological process (GO): regulation of transcription by RNA polymerase II; chromatin remodeling
Cellular component (GO): nucleus; SAGA-type complex
Molecular function (GO): protein binding; transcription coactivator activity; chromatin binding
Source: RefSeq, a predicted model, not a curated record
AUGGAUCCUCCCACGCUCAUGUCACCGCCCGACCAGGUGAUCGACAAUUUUCCUCAGGAAGGGCAGAACACGAUGGGCCCUCUUUUCACCCCCGCGAACGUCAAAUCUUCGUCUCACCCUCCCCCGCUACUGUCGCCUCCCCACUCGCCAAUACACAGAACGCUUGAUCCUCCACGGUCGCCUCGUCCAGACUCGAUGCUCCCGCCGUCUAAUGCGCUGCGGGGUUCUCAGAAUUUCAUGUACGAUCUGGAGCAUACCCAUCGCCAGGCCAUUGAGCAACACCGACGAGAGCAUCCUUUGGAAUCAGAUCUCAGUGGGCCCAGCGACCACGAUUACCUGCUCACGCUAUCUUUCCGGUCUAAGAUUAUGGAUCGCUACCGUGAGAACCCACGUAAUUGGCUUCUGAAGAACCUGGCGCAGGUCAGGCACGACAACAGUCUCAUUGCCCAGCGCUACCCCAACAUCAUGCCAGCGAGGCCCACGAUCAACAACAACAUGACAACGGUGCCCAGGGCUGCGCGGGCACCACGAGCAGACAGGGUCACCAAGCCAUCGGCAGGCCCACGUGUGAUCCGGACAGCUGGUGGCCCCACCCGCUCAAGCCCCGGCCCCAGCAAGCGAUCAACUUCCCGCGCUAGCGCCACGCCCGAGCCGUCACGCAGAACAGUCGCGCCGAACCGCGAGGACAAGGAUUUCGAGUCGAUCCCCGACCUGGGGCCAGAUCCUUGGGAGACGCUGUCCGGCGGCAACGCGCUCAAGGUGGAAUGGAAGGGCCAGCCUCUGGACCUGUCCGCCGAUCCCCACGCCCACCUUUUGCAUCCUGCCGAGCUGGCUCUCGCAAGCAAUCUGCGCCUAGACUGCGCGACCUAUCUCACUAGCAAACGCCGCAUCUUUGAGCGCCGUCUGGCCUGCAUCAAGCAGCCCAAGGAGUUCCGUAAGACCGAUGCGCAGCAGGCGUGCAAGAUCGACGUGAACAAAGCCUCGAAGCUUUGGCAGGCAUUCGAUAAGGUCGGCUGGCUACAGGAGCACUGGAUGGACAAACAUCUUGAUAAACCCUGA